GAAGUUAUAUUUUGUUCAGAGCACAUCUCAUAUGCACAUCAGAAACGGCUCACUCAUGCACUCAUUAUUAAUCUAAAGUACAUGUGAAUCAAAGGAUAUGUCUCUGAAAGGGAACAACAUUGGGAUAUCCAACGGACUUCAGACCCUGGCUGUUUCAGAUGGAGAACUGAAUGUACUGGAAACAGAUGAAUGGUCAGUAUCACAGUACUCCAGCAAUAACACCAGUCUGCCAACCGUGCCCAGUGAAGGGAGCAGUGGGGUGGGUCAGGUAGCCAGCUGGGCCGUCAGCUUUGAGAGGCUCCUGGACGACCCAACAGGCGUACACUACUUCACAGCAUUUCUGAAAUCUGAGGUCAGUGCUGAGAACAUCUUGUACUGGCUGGCAUGUGAAAAGUUUCGCAAGAUACCUGCGCAUCAAACUGAGAAGCUUAAGAGACAGGCAUCCUCGAUAUAUAACACUUUCCUGUCCAGCAAUGCAACGUCUCCCAUCAACAUAGAUGACAGAGUACGAGUCGAGGAGAAAGAUGUACAAAAUCCUCAUCCUGAUAUCUUUCAAAAAGCCCAACAACAGAUCUUCAAACUGAUGAAGUUUGACAGCUAUACUCGUUUUGUGCGCUCACAGCUCUAUCAGAGCUGCAUGCUAGCGAAUGUGGAGGGAAGGCCUCUGCCAGGCCUGGACCCCCGUGGCAGACCCCUCACAACAACAAAAAACACCAGCAGCACUUCACCCAAAGAGCAUGUCAAAUUCGAUAAAACUAAGGAGAGGUUAAAGGUGAAGCCGGGAACAGCAGAUGGUGAUGAUGUGGUAGAGAGGAGGAAGGUCAAUUUGCAAAGCAUGAUUGGAAAGGACAAGCGAAAAGAGAAGAGAGGGUCCUGGGGAGAAUCACCUAUUAGCUUCAAGACUGGACUUGUGAAGAGUUCAGAGGUUGAGAAAUUAGUGGCACGCUCUGCAGAUGGAAGGGUAGAUAAGUACUGCUGCGUCUUUCUGCCUGAUGGUACGGCUUCUCUGACCCCGGCCCGACCUGGUGUAACCAUCCGCAAGAUGCUCACCAGCUUGUGUGAAAAAAGAGGCCUUCCUCUGUCAGACAUCAUUAUCUAUCUACAUGGCAAAGACAAACAACCACUGUCACUGGACCAGGACAGCUCAGUGCUGAAGGACCAGCAAGUGUUUUUGGAACUGAGGGUCACGUUUGCAGUGAAGGUAGCCUUCACAGGAAAGACGGUGGCCAUUGUGGUGAAGUCCAAUAAGACCCUGCAGGAUGCCCUCACAGCAAUGCUUCAGAAAUACCGCCUAAGGUCACAGGAUGUCACUGUCACCAUGAGUGGAACUGGACAGAUAAUAAAUAUGAACACUGCAGUAACCUCUCUGGCCAAUAAGAAACUAAUUCUAGAUAAAGGUGUAGAUCAGGCCAGCAGCUUAAAAGGGAACUUCUCGCCACCUUCAUUACAAGAUCGGAGAGGUGCUGUGGAUGCAAACAUGUUCCUUCCAGGGAUUUCCAGAUCAACUGCCCGGCAGAGGAACCCUGGAUUGAGGAGAACCUAUGACAUGGAGGGUUUGGUGGAGUUGUUAAACCGGGCUCAGUGCUGUAGUGCUGAUGAUCAGCGAGGCCUCCUGAAGAAAGAACAUCUAAUGCUACCUCAGUUCCUCCAGUUACCCCUGGAAGAUGUGGAGGAAUCUGAGACAAUCAGGUCACUGGAGGAAUCCUGCUCCAGUAUGGAAUCUCUUGAAGUAGAUUCUCCUGCAGAACAAUCAGAAACAUUAGGGAAGGAACAAUCAGAGAAUGAGUGCUCUAACCCGGCUCGAGAAACUGUGGUGUGAGCUGAACAGACUUUUUACAUCCUUUGCUUUAAUGAUCUGUCACACUGGAGCAUGACAAAUAGAGAAUGAUGUUUAAGGAAUAUGUACAGGAUGGUCUUUAAUGAUGGACAAUGUCAUUAGAAUGUUUUUUUUUUUUGAUAAAGCAAUGCUAUGAAAUAUUGUUUACAGUCUAUGUGAUUCUGCACGUUAAUGUCCAGCUGCUUGUAUUUAUUUCUAAAUGAUUCACUUAACUAAAAUGCAUUCUAUCUGUUUUCAUUGCGUAUUGGCUUAAAGGUUCCACUGAAGUCACUGGAAACUGGUUUUGAUAAAAAAUUAUUGUGAACAAUUUACUCUGUUAAAAUUAGUUAAUGCAUUAGUUAUCAUGAGGGAACAGUUUUUAAGCAUUUAUUAAUCUAGAUUCAUUUUAAUUUAUAAAUGUAUAAACUUGCAUUUAAUAUUAAAAACAUUCGUGUUUAAUGACUUUGACAGUUUUCUUAAUGUACAGUAAGGUUUCUGGGUGAAACAGGAUAUUUUUUUAUAAACAAAGGACAGGACUAGAUGAUUUUUUUUUUGUUGUGAUUUUUUUUUUUUUUUUUUUUUUCUGAUUGGAUCAUGAAAAGUAGGGUUCCAUCGAGUGAUUCCAUUCCAGAGUGAGUGGAGUUUUGGAGGCUCAAGUUCACCCUUAAGUGUUAAGCGUGAUCAAAUUGUAAUUGACCUAUUGGUUAGCCCCUCCCCUGGAACGCAGAUGGGCCAAUGGAAGUCAAGUAUUGGUUUAGUUGCAUGGGGAGUGGAACUCGGACAUCUGUAGGUUUCAACGCCAUAAUAAAAAAUUUGGAAGAUCUUUAA
Carassius carassius (crucian carp) is the source of this 2644-nucleotide messenger RNA. Its product is annotated as regulator of G-protein signaling 14-like. Gene Ontology annotation, biological process: signal transduction. The record is from RefSeq and is a predicted model, not a curated record. Gene Ontology annotation, molecular function: GTPase activator activity. Bases 98 to 1819 code for a protein of 573 amino acids. The transcript is spliced from 16 exons. NCBI's taxonomy places the organism in Eukaryota, Metazoa, Chordata, Actinopteri, Cypriniformes, Cyprinidae.